CACUGGGAAACCGCUUUUGCUAAGCCCAUCGACGUACUUUUUUUAGCCCAGCGGCGACGACGUGUUAACUAGCCCUAAACCCACCGGAAAACGGAGAAUUCAGCCGGGCGAUAUGGAUAUGCAAAGUGAUUUCGAUCGGCUUCUCUUCUUCGAGCAUGCUCGCCGGAGUGCCGAAGUCACUUUUGCCAAAAACCCUCUUGAUACGGAGAACCUGACUAGAUGGGGAGGGGCGUUGCUUGAAUUGUCGACUUUCCAGAGUGUUCAGGAAUCAAAAACCAUGAUUAAAGAUGCUAUAUCAAAACUGGAUGAAGCAUUGUCGAUUGACCCAAAGAGACAUGAUACCUUGUGGUGUAUGGGCAAUGCACAAACUUCUUAUGCUUUUCUGACUCCUGAUAAAGGCGAAGCUAAGGGUUAUUUUGAUUCAGCUUAUACUUAUUUUCAGCAGGCUGUUGAUGAGGAUCCAGGGAAUGAACUUUACCGCAAAUCAUUGGAAGUGGCUAUCAAGGCUCCUGAAUUACACUCAGAGCUCCAUAAACAGGGCCUGAGUCAACAAGCCAUGGGACCAGGGUCCGGAGGAGGUCCUUCAACUUCUUCAAGUGUCAGGGGUCCAAAGGCGCAAAAAAGCAGCGAUCUGAAGUAUGAUAUAUUUGGAUGGGUUAUUCUUGCUGUUACUAUCGUGGCGUGGGUUGGAUUCGCAAAGGCAAAUGUACCUUCACCACCUCCACGAUAAGCCUGUGUUGGUGGGUUUAGAGGAGUGAAAAUGAUACUUGCAGUGGCAAGAGUAGCUAGGAGAAGUUGGAUGUUAUUAGAUACUGAUCUACACCAACCAACACAUGAAGAUUGAUGGAAGAAUAUACAGCAUGUAGUUUCUUUUUGUGAAUUUGAUUUGAGAAAUUGCUUUUGAUUAUGGCAAAUAGAAUGGCUUUUCCAUUCAGACUCCAUUGUUUUGAAGCUAAAUUAUGUACAAUCAAUUGAAGUAGAAGUCAACCCUAGUGGGGUGUGGUCAUUUAACUA
Messenger RNA from Cynara cardunculus var. scolymus (artichoke), 1014 nucleotides. Its product is annotated as mitochondrial import receptor subunit TOM20-like. The transcript is spliced from 6 exons. Gene Ontology annotation, molecular function: protein binding. Gene Ontology annotation, biological process: protein insertion into mitochondrial outer membrane. Bases 113 to 730 code for a protein of 205 amino acids. Gene Ontology annotation, cellular component: mitochondrial outer membrane translocase complex. The record is from RefSeq and is a predicted model, not a curated record. NCBI's taxonomy places the organism in Eukaryota, Viridiplantae, Streptophyta, Magnoliopsida, Asterales, Asteraceae.